CUGGCUGACCUCACCACCUUUCAUUGUGCAUUAAGCCUGACUUCUAUUUUAGUACCACUGACUAUUGAAGAAAGGGUAGGAGUCCCAAAGGGAACCUAUGAUUUUGAACAUUCUCUACAGAGCUAAGAAAAGUCAAGGAAUGUGUAAAUAUAUAUGAUGUGCAGUCUAAAGCAGGUUAGGAUUCUUCCAAAAUAUUGUGACUCCAAAGGAGAAGCUUUUUUUUUUUUUUUUUUUUUUUUUUUUACAUUUUGGAAGGUACAGCUUUUGAUUGCCAAUCACUAUAACAAAAAAGGUAGAGAAUGAGGCCAUACAUUUUCUUUCUAAGGGUAUAAUAGAGGUCUAAAUAACAUAUGGAGACCUCUACCUUCCUGGAGAAUGAAUGUCAAUGAACUCCUAGGCAGAAGAAUGACGUGGGAAAACUGGACAAUUGUCAGUGAGUUUGUUCUUGUGAGCUUUUCAACCUUGUCUUCUGAGCUACAAGCUCUACUGUUUCUCCUUUUUUUAACUAUUUACCUGGUUACCCUAACGGGCAAUGUUCUCAUCAUCUUAGUCACUACAGCUGACUCAGCUCUACAAAAUCCUAUGUACUUCUUCCUCAGGAAUUUGUCCUUCCUGGAGAUAGGCUUCAACUUGGUCAUUGUGCCCAAGAUGCUGGGAACUCUGAUCAUCCAAGACACAACCAUCUCCUUCCUUGGCUGUGCCACUCAGAUGUAUUUCUUCUUCUUCUUUGGGGCUGCUGAGUGCUGCCUCCUGGCCACAAUGGCAUAUGACCGCUAUGUAGCCAUCUGUGACCCUUUGCGCUACCCAAUCAUUAUGAGCCGCAGAGCCUGUGCCCAGCUAGCAGCUGCCUCCUGGUUCUCAGGUUUUCCAGUGGCCACCGUGCAAACCACAUGGAUUUUCAGCUUCCCUUUUUGUGGCCCCAACAGAGUGAAUCAUUUUUUCUGUGAUAGCCCCCCUGUCAUUGCACUGGUGUGUGCUGAUACCUCUCUGUUUGAACUGGAGGCUUUGACAGCAACUGUCUUAUUCAUUCUCUUCCCUUUCUUGCUAAUCCUGGGGUCCUAUGUCCAAAUACUCUCCACUAUCUUCAGGAUGCCAUCAGCUGAGGGGAAACGCAAGGCCUUCUCCACCUGCUCCUCCCACCUUCUGGUUGUCUCCCUCUUCUACAGCACUGCUAUCCUUACAUACUUCCGACCACGAUCCAGCACCUCUCCUGAGGGCAAGAAACUGCUAUCACUGUCCUACACAGUGGUGACUCCAAUGUUGAACCCCAUCAUCUACAGCUUAAGGAAUAGUGAAGUUAAGGCUGCACUGAAGCGAGUCAUCCACAGGACCCUGGGCCCUCAGAAACUAUGACUGACUGUGAUGCCAACCAAAUGAGUGGAAUGCAAGGAGAUAGGAAAGGACUCCUCAAGUAUG
This is a messenger RNA of Neogale vison (American mink), 1416 nucleotides long. Its product is annotated as olfactory receptor 10A4. Gene Ontology annotation, molecular function: olfactory receptor activity; G protein-coupled receptor activity. The transcript has a single exon. The record is from RefSeq and is a predicted model, not a curated record. Gene Ontology annotation, cellular component: membrane. Gene Ontology annotation, biological process: G protein-coupled receptor signaling pathway. Bases 376 to 1353 code for a protein of 325 amino acids. NCBI's taxonomy places the organism in Eukaryota, Metazoa, Chordata, Mammalia, Carnivora, Mustelidae.